AUGCCGUCGGCAUCUCUUGAUACUAAAUUCUUGCAGCGUUGUUGUGGAAGUCAUGAAGGCGAUUCUGUCAAGCUUCUCAUGAUGCUAUCACUAGAAACAUACUUCAUUCUCUCCAUUCUGCUUGUUGAUGUCUCGGCACAGGUGUUCAAGUGCUUUUUCAACUGUAAUGCAAAAGAGAAUGAUUUUAUAAGCAAGGCUGAUUGUGUGAAAAAAUGUCCCAAAAAGGAGUUUGAGGAGUGCAGAAAACGAUGCAUGGCUAUGGAUUGGCCACGGUCAAAACUUUGUUUGGCGGUCUUCCCGCUGUCAUGUCUGUUUUGAAAUGGACCUUUCCAAUCAUGUAAUACGGUAGUAAUAAUAUUUGCUUACACUUGACUGGACAAACAUUGUAAACUGUAGCAUAAAGAUUUGAAGGAAUCUACACAGUCAAAGCUGAAUGUCUGUUUGUUGUCAGUCCGUAUGUGCCUGUUUGUAAAAAAGUAUGUCUAUGC
Cylicocyclus nassatus is the source of this 488-nucleotide messenger RNA. NCBI's taxonomy places the organism in Eukaryota, Metazoa, Nematoda, Chromadorea, Rhabditida, Strongylidae. The record is from the annotation of a GenBank genome assembly.